AUGGAAAAUCCAGAGUGGGACUUUCUCCAGUUUGUCUCUGAGCCCUUUGAGGUGCCAGACUCCUCCGCUCCUGAAAGGCCCGUAGCGGAAAAAACGACGUUCUCCGCGCCUCCUUCUCAGGUCCCCACUCCACCCCUUUCCAACAAAGGCUCCCCGGGCGAAUCAACAUCUGAGCUCAAUGCUGUUGUCUCAGUCUCUACAACAUUCUUCCCGGGUGCUAAUCUCAAUAAUCUCCCUCCGGACGUCAUCUUUCUCUCCUCCGACGCCGUCUUUUUCUACGUCCACUGCCACCACCUGCUCGCCGCGUCCGACAAUGGCUUCUGCUCCCUCCUUCCACCAAAGUCCUCCAAGACGGCUGCCCUCGCCCCAAAGGGCAUCAACUUAUCUGACGACAUUGGCCCCAUAAUCCCCCUACCAGAGCCCUCCCCUGUACUCAAUGUAAUCCUCCACACUAUUUACAGUGUUUCCUGCGCACACUACUCCCCAGCGAUUGAAACUCUUGUCAUCGCACUCGACUCAUUGCGGCGGUAUGGCGUCUCACUCUCGCAGUAUUGCGCACCUUCAACACCACUAUAUGCGCUGAUUCUCGCGCAUGCGCCCAUCGCGCCCCUCGAAAUAUACUCCGCCGCGGCGCGUCACGAUCUCUAUGAGCUCGCAGUACCGGUUUCCGCGCAUCUACUCAGCUACCCGCUGCCAGCGCUCUCAGACGACUUUUCGCACCGGAUGGGCGCCGUCUACUUGAAGCGCCUCUUCUUCCUUCACCUCGGCCGUAUAGAUGCGCUUAAACGCCUUUUGCUGCCCCCACCACACCCUCAUGCUCCCACGCCCGAUUGCGAUUUUACGGAGCAGAAAAAGCUCACGCGUGCAUGGGCCCUCGCGUCCGCAUACUUAGCAUGGGACGCACGACCAGAUCUCUCCACGAGUGCGAUGGAAAACGCGCUCUGCCCGCUGGCCGAACAUCUUAAUUGUGACGUUUGCAAACAGACGCUGGCUGAACGAAUCAAACAACUCAUUGUGCAAUGGUCCGUCGUCAAGCGGACCAUAUAA
Molecule: messenger RNA, 1047 nt
Organism: Fibroporia radiculosa
Lineage: Eukaryota; Fungi; Basidiomycota; Agaricomycetes; Polyporales; Fibroporiaceae
Exons: 4
Coding region: 1-1047 (348 amino acids)
Source: RefSeq, a predicted model, not a curated record